GGAAGCUACUCCCCCAUUUCUAUAUCUCUUCCCCUCUACUUCCUUAAUUAAUUCCUCUAUAUUUAUCUACUAACUAAAAGCCUUCAACUACUAUUCUUAGUAGUUGUUUCAUGUGACUCAUCUUCAUUUUUUUCAACUAAAACGUACCAAACUUUUCAGCUCACAUAAAUUUUGUACAACCCCCCCAAAAAUAUCUUGUAUUUGGGUUGUGCAAGAUUUGACAUUUUUGCAGAAAUAUUGCUGUAAAGACUUGAUUUUGGAGAGUUUUUGCUUGAUAUUUUGUGGGGUUGUCAUUUUUUUUUUGUUCUGAUGGGGAAUUGCAUAGGUUCCUCAGCUAGAGUUGAAGCCACUUUGAGCUCUAAUACCCCUUCUGCUUCUGAAGCCUCAAGAUUUCCAAGCAAAACCAGCGAUUCUUCUGUUCCGUCAAGCCUAAGUAUUCCAUCCUACGGAAGGAAAAGCAGUUGUGAUAGCAUCCCUACUCCAAGAUCCGAAGGCGAAAUAUUAUUUUCUCCUAAUGUCAAAUCCUUCUCAUUCAAUGAAUUGAAAAAUGCAACGAGGAAUUUUAGACCUGACAGUCUUCUUGGGGAAGGCGGAUUUGGUUAUGUUUUUAAAGGAUGGAUCGAUGAGCAUAAUCUUACUGCUGCAAAGCCUGGUUCGGGAAUGGUGAUUGCUGUCAAGAAAUUGAAGCCAGAGGGUUUUCAAGGUCACAAGGAGUGGCUGACUGAAGUUAAUUACCUCGGGCAACUUCGUCAUCAAAAUUUGGUUAAACUCAUUGGCUAUUGCAUCGACGGUGACAACCACCUUUUGGUGUAUGAGUUCAUGCCUAAAGGAAGCUUGGAGAACCAUUUGUUUAGAAGAGGACCUCAACCUCUGAAUUGGGCUACAAGAAUAAAGGUGGCUAUUGGUGCUGCUAGAGGCCUUGCAUUCCUUCAUGAUGCUAAAGAACAAGUCAUAUAUCGGGAUUUCAAGGCUUCAAAUAUUCUGUUGGAUGCAGAAUUUAAUGCAAAGCUGUCUGAUUUUGGUUUGGCUAAAGCUGGGCCAACCGGUGAUCGCACUCAUGUAUCCACUCAAGUAAUGGGUACACAAGGCUAUGCUGCUCCCGAAUAUGUUGCUACAGGUCGUUUGACAGCAAAAAGUGAUGUUUACAGCUUUGGCGUUGUGUUGCUUGAACUGUUAUCAGGCCGACGUGCUGUUGAUAACACAAAGGUCGGUAUAGAGCAAAAUCUUGUAGACUGGGCAAAGCCAUAUUUGGGUGACAAGAGGAGGUUGUUUCGAAUAAUGGAUACCAAAUUAGAAGGCCAGUAUCCUCAGAAAGGGGCAUAUACAGCUGCUAACCUUGCUUGGCAAUGUCUAAGCAAUGAGCCCAAGCUCCGGCCACGAAUGUCUGAGGUUUUAGUUGCACUUGAAGAGCUUCAAUCUCCAAAAGGUGCUAGCAAACUCUCACAUAUCGAGCAUAGGGGUAUUUCUAGUCCCGUGGCAGUAUCGCCUAUGAGACAUCGCUCACCCCUGAAUAUGACACCGUCUGCUUCUCCAUUACAAGCUUAUCAAAAGUCUCCUCGCGGAAGGUGACUGAGAGAAUAUAUAUAUAUUUAGUUGUCAUUGUACAUUUCACAUAUAUCUACCAAAUUUUGUUGUCUAGUAUGUAUUAAUGCAUUGGCAUUCCUAGCAUAGUUCUGUUUUUUUGUUCAAUGCUGAAAUACUCACUCUGUAGCCUAUUCAUACGUUGUGUUAGCUCUUGUUAUCUAA
Molecule: messenger RNA, 1746 nt
Organism: Nicotiana attenuata
Lineage: Eukaryota; Viridiplantae; Streptophyta; Magnoliopsida; Solanales; Solanaceae
Product: protein kinase 2B, chloroplastic-like
Exons: 6
Coding region: 310-1569 (419 amino acids)
Biological process (GO): protein phosphorylation
Molecular function (GO): ATP binding; protein kinase activity
Source: RefSeq, a predicted model, not a curated record